GGAGGAGGAGGAGGAGAGAAGGAUGGGCCUCGAUCACAGACUUGCAAUGGCACUGCCAAUCUUGGAUUAAAACAGUAUGCUGGAUAAGAGCGAGGUGACAACGCUAGGCCUUCCCCCCACCACCAGCCAUGGUGGCUCUGACAGUAACAUCAGUGUGGACGGCGCAGGGGCAGCGGCUGGGCUUGCAGCAGGGGGAGCGGAGGGGUCAGGGGUCGGUGAGCCUCAGCGGACACGUGCUGCCCUGGAGCACCUGCAGCAGAAGAUCCUGAAGAUCACUGAGCAGAUUCGUGUGGAGCAGGAGGCCCGUGAUGACAACGUGGCAGAGUACCUGAAGUUAGCUCACAACGCAGACAAGCAGCAGGCCUCACGGAUCAAGCAGGUGUUUGAGAAGAAGAACCAGAAGUCGGCGCAGACCAUCGCCCAUUUACACAAGAAAUUAGAGCACUAUCAUAAGAAGUUAAAGGAGAUAGAACAGAAUGGACCAGCCCGGCAGCCUAAAGAUGUCCUGCGGGACAUGCAACAAGGUUUAAAAGACGUUGGAGCAAAUGUUCGUGCUGGGAUAAGUGGCUUUGGUGGAGGAGUGGUUGAAGGAGUCAAAGGAGGGGUCUCUGCCCUCACCCACACAGCUGUGGUGUCCAAGCCAAGAGAGUUUGCCAGUCUUAUCCGCAACAAGUUCGGCAGUGCGGAUAACAUCGCUCACCUAAAAGACACACUAGAGGACGGGGUCGGGGGGCACUCCGAGGAUACACCCACACCCCGUGCCCUGAGCGGCAGCGCCACACUGGUGUCCAGCCCAAAGUACGGCAGCGACGACGAGUGUUCCAGCGCCACUUCCGGCUCUGCAGCAGGCAGCAAUUCUGGUGGGGCUGGGGGAGGGGGAGGGAUGUCGGGGCUUGGGCCGACGAUGGGGAGUCCCAGACUAGAUGGGCACCACCACCACCAUCAUCACAUGCACAGUUCCUGGGACACUCUGCUGGAGGGCCUGCAGGAGAUUAAGGCCAGCCAGGCGCACAUGGAGGAUGCAAUUGAGGACAUGAAGGGCCAGCUGCAGAGUGAUUACUCCUACAUGACCCAGUGCCUGCAAGAGGAGAGAUACAGGUAUGAGCGACUGGAGGAGCAGCUGAAUGACUUAACAGAGCUGCACCAGAAUGAGAUGACCAACCUUAAACAGGAACUGGCCAGCAUGGAGGAGAAAGUGGCCUACCAGUCCUAUGAGAGAGCCAGAGACAUUCAGGAAGCUGUGGAGUCAUGUCUGACCCGCAUCACCAAGUUGGAGCUGCAGCAGCAACAGCAGCAGGUCGUCCAGUUGGAGGGAGUGGAGAACGCCAAUGCUCGAGCUCUGCUGGGAAAACUCAUAAAUGUCAUCCUGGCCCUCAUGGCUGUGCUGCUGGUCUUCGUCUCCACUCUCGCCAACUUCAUCACGCCGCUCAUGAAGACCCGGGCCCGGGUGGCUGCCACCGUCCUCCUGACCCUGCUGCUGUUUGUCCUGUGGAAGCACUGGGACUUCUUGGAGCUGUGGCUGCUGCCCAGCUGAGCGGCCCGGCAGCCAGAUCAGAGAGAGACUUGAGCCUGAGGGGGUGGCAGAGCGGAGAGCCACAUAGCGAGUUGCUCUGCGCUCAAUCACCACCACUAUGGAUUCAGUGACAGAAAUAGAAUCAGAGCCACUGCACUUUGAGUUUAAAGGCAGAGUAACUGUGCUAAUAAGAGCUGCAAGGGACUGAAGAUAAUCACUGUGGACAGAAAGUGGCUGGAGCAUGUCCGGAGAGUCCUGCUGUGGUGUAAAAGAACAGAAAUCCUCUGCCUGCCAAACGACAAAUGACAUUCUCCCAUCUUGCCCAGUCUAUCGGUGUUGAUGACUUAACCAUUGAUUGCAUUGCUGUCACCAAAAUGGAGUUUCUUGCAACAACUCUUUGGAACGUCUUUUUCUAAUAAUUUAUGAUACAUGAAUUACAAGGACUAGAGCAAAUUAUAAUGACUUCUGUAAAAUGCCGAUCAUGUUUGCUGUAAACUUCAUGUUGAAGCUAUAGUAGCCUAUAUUUGAGAGAAAAGGACUUUUCAUUUUCAUGAAUGUUGACUAUGUGCUCAUGCAUGUCCUCAUAUGUGCAUUGAGAUGCAUCUAGCUAGCAUGAGUUGACAUUUCAUUGCAAAGAAAGUUCAUUUUCUUCUAUCUGCCAUUGUCAGGACUACAGUGCAAAUAUGUUGUAUCCAAACUCUCCUUUUUUGUUUCCAGCACACUCCCUGUUCUGGUGUUGAAGCAGUGCUUGUAGAGGCAUUUCUUUUGUCUGUUUUGUGUGUUUGAAUGAACAGUUUUCAGAUAGACUGUUACCUGCUAAAAUUGAUCAGAAUAACUCGGUUUUGUAAAAUCUCUAAUGUCCAUCAGUGCUAUUUCAUACCCACUAUUGUAGAACAGCAAAUAUCCUAUCAGUGACAAUUUCACUGGCAUGUCAAAUCAUUGUCUCCAAGUUUAUAUCCAGUUUGCAAAAUUCGCUAUUACUGUUUUAUUCUUAAUAAAGGAUUUCUUAUAUUAGGCUCAUCUUGAAUAUCUUAUCCUCGUAUUACUGAGAUUUACCUUUUUAAAAAACCUUUUGAACUAUUUGAGAUUGGGGUGUUUAGACAAGACACAACUUUCAUAUCUUAGUUUGAAAAAUAGUAGUUACAAUAGCGGAAAUUCUUAACUUGUUUGCUAAAUACUGUCAAAUAAAAUAAGAAAUAGAUGAUACUAAUAAACAAAACUAAUCAUUUCAAAUACAUACUUUCAAAUAAAUACUACAUCAACAUGGAUAUACAACUGACUGCUGACUUGAGCUUUCCCUCUCAGCACUUCAGUAACUGAACUGCUUUUAAUAAGUAACUAUUUAAUAACUAAUUUAAUGGGACAUUUAAUAUCAUUAUCUAUUGAAUUAUAAAUUCAUUUUAUGUCUUCAGGAACGAAGUAUAGGAUUAUCACUGGGACAAGCCAGAUCAUCCAUAUUUUUUUAGUCAUGACAGAGCUAUACAGGAAGACUUGAAGCUUAUCCUUGUGCCCAUAGGGUUAUAAUGUCUGUAUAGACAAUAGGGCAGACCCAU
Molecule: messenger RNA, 3066 nt
Organism: Myripristis murdjan (pinecone soldierfish)
Lineage: Eukaryota; Metazoa; Chordata; Actinopteri; Holocentriformes; Holocentridae
Gene: tmcc2
Product: transmembrane and coiled-coil domain family 2
Exons: 5
Coding region: 77-1534 (485 amino acids)
Biological process (GO): amyloid precursor protein metabolic process
Cellular component (GO): endomembrane system
Source: RefSeq, a predicted model, not a curated record